Molecule: messenger RNA, 1572 nt
Organism: Solanum dulcamara
Lineage: Eukaryota; Viridiplantae; Streptophyta; Magnoliopsida; Solanales; Solanaceae
Product: NAC domain-containing protein 92-like
Exons: 3
Coding region: 320-1399 (359 amino acids)
Biological process (GO): regulation of DNA-templated transcription
Molecular function (GO): DNA binding
Source: RefSeq, a predicted model, not a curated record
AUCAAGAAACCUCAAAACCUAAACUUCUAGCAAAACUUAGCUAAAAAUUUUACACAAAUCCCCAAAAAAAUCCAUUUUCUCUAGACAUGCAUUAAUUUCAUGCAACCAAGUAAAGAAAAUAUAUAUUUCUUGCGACACAUAGCAAACAACAAACUUUAUUAUUAUUAUUAGCUAGCUAGGGUUUUCCUCUUUUUGGAAAACCUAUUUAGGGUUUUCAUCAAUUUUUUUCAACACUUUUUCAAAUUUGAGUUUUAGGGUUUCCUUUUGGAAACACAAAAAUAUAUUAUCUAAGUUACUUAAGAAGGAUUUGAGGAAAAAAAUGGAAGAAGUGAAAGAAGAAACUCAACUACCACCAGGAUUUAGAUUUCAUCCAACAGAUGAAGAGCUUAUAACAUAUUAUCUAGUGAACAAAAUAAAUGAUGUUAAUUUUACUGGAAGAGCUAUUGCUGAUGUUGAUCUAAACAAAUCUGAGCCAUGGGAUCUUCCAGGAAUGGCAAAAAUGGGAGGAAAAGAAUGGUAUUUUUUCAGUCUUCGUGAUAGAAAAUACCCAACAGGAGUAAGAACAAAUAGAGCAACAAAUAGUGGAUAUUGGAAAACUACUGGAAAAGACAAAGAGGUUUUCAAUAGCAAAAAUAAUACAGAAUUGGUUGGGAUGAAAAAGACAUUGGUUUUCUAUAAAGGAAGAGCACCUAGAGGUCAAAAAUCAAAUUGGGUCAUGCAUGAAUAUAGAAUUCGAUCCAAAUCUCCUUAUAAAACAAACAAGCAAGAUGAAUGGGUGGUUUGUAGAAUUUUCCAAAAGAGUGUAGGGUUGAAAAAGUACCCUACCAACCAAUUUUCAAGGGCAACAACACUAAAUCCCAACUCUAUCAACAACACUCAGAAUGCAUCAAUAAUGCCAUCACAAAUGAUGCAAGUACCUCAUGAUCAUCAAGGGUUCCAAUUUGCAAUGGGAAGAACUAAUCAUAAUUACAUGAAUAACCAUGGUCAUGAAAUUCAAGAUCUCAAUAAUAGGGUUAUUUUUCAAAGUGGUUCAUCAAAUUUGAUCAACAACUUCCCAAUACAACCUCAAAUGAGUUACAAUAUUGGAGGUGGUAGUACUAGUAAUGGCGGCGGCGGAGGAGGAGAUAAUAAUAAUAAUUACUUCAGCAUUUCAGGCAUAAACUUGAAUCUUGGUGGUGGAGUCGUUGCCUCAUCUCAACCAAUUUUAAGGUCAAUUCCCGGGCCAGCACCACUUGUACCACCACAAGUUAUGAGUCAACAAGAAGUGGCUUCUUCUAUGAUGACUAAUUGUGCUAUUACAAGUUAUGGAGGUGAAAUGAAUAAUGCAAAUACUAUGAAUAGUGAUGUCAUGGCUAUGGACCAUUGUGCUGAAUUAGACAACUAUUGGACUACUUAUUGAUCAAGAAGGAGAUGGUUUACACAAAUAGCCAGUGUUAGAUUAUGUUAGUUUGGUACUAAUGUUAUAUUUCUUCUACCUAGGAAACAAAUUAAGUUGUAAUGUUUAUUGAGGAGUGUUGAUUAGUACUUUGUGGCAAAGCCACUAGAGUUUGAAUGAAUGACUUUGUAGCUUUA